Messenger RNA from Neurospora tetraspora, 1522 nucleotides. RefSeq lists its product as uncharacterized. The record is from RefSeq and is a predicted model, not a curated record. Gene Ontology annotation, molecular function: phenylpyruvate tautomerase activity. Lineage: Eukaryota; Fungi; Ascomycota; Sordariomycetes; Sordariales; Sordariaceae. The annotation marks the transcript as partial. The transcript has 3 exons.
CGAAGCCAUUCACAAUUCAGGCCGCUGAGGAGUAAGUGGACUUAUCCAUCACUUACUUGUACCCAGUUGGAACUCGUGAUUCAUCAUCGAUUACAACAACACAUUUACAUGGUCACUAUCCAAAGGAACCUUUAAAGUCUCCCCAAGUCACCACCACCAACCUCCUCAACAAUGGCCAACCAACCGACUUCUCCCACGGCUGCCGUCGAACGGCCUCAAACUAGCACCGGUCCCAGCAAAGACAGCCCACCACCACCAGUCCCCUUAAAGGACAUCAACAGAAGCAAAAGCAAGAUGUCCUUCUCCGAACGCAAGGCCCAACAGGUUUUAGGCUCCACCAAUUCAGAAUCCGAUACCGUCAAAAUCCGACCCUCAAAAGCUACCUCUACCGAGGACAACAACAACAACAACGACAACGACAAAAACCAGGACCAGAGCCAGAACCUUGACCGGAUCAUGCGAGACAUCGACCGUCCUCUCCCAGGAGACGUCACCGUCGCACCUGGACCCAAGCGAGAGCAAAAACCAUCAAAAUUGUCAUCCUCAUCAAAGCGAGCGUCGGUAGCUGAGCUCAGCAGACAAAAGAGCAACCUCGACUUUUGGGAGGGCGCCUUUUCUGUUAACGAGGUUAGUCCGGCCAAGGAGAGGAUACGUGGUGAUGCGCUGGUUAUGGCGGAGGUUAAGACGAAUGUGAUUAUAAGCGACGAAUUCACCUUCAUCACUGAAUUGACCUACCACCUCUCCUCUCGAUAUCAACGCCCCGUAUCCUCCAUCGUCGUCACCCUCCACCACGGCGCCUGCAUGUUAUUCGGCGGUACUUUCGACCCGGCGUACGUGGUUACCGUCUCGGCGUUACCGAGCCAUCUGCAGCCGACCACAAACAAGCGAAAUGCGGCACUAAUUCAGAAACACUUCGAGGAGGCGAUCGGGGUGAGUCCGUCGAGGGGACUGUUGAAGUUUAUUCCUGUAGCGGAGGAUUGUUUGGCGAGCGGGGGGAUGACGGUGAGUGGGGAGAUGGAGAUGGCUGAGAAGGGGGUUGUUUUUGGAAGUGGUAGGGCUGGUGGUGGUGGAUUGCCGUUGUCGAAAACCGUUACGCCAGGAGCAGCAGGGACUGAGGAGGGAGAAAGUAUUUUGUCGAUGAAGAAGUCGAGGGGGAGGAUGAAGCUUAAUGUGAAGAAAUCCCUAGCCAACUUCAGACAAGCAACAACCGCCGCCCCCGAACCAGACCCAGCAGACCCCAGUCACACCCAAAAGGAAACCCAAACUCAAGCCCAAUCCCGUAGCCGUAACCACAGCCAUCGCCAACGACAUGGACAACUCACACCACCAACCAGCGCAGAGGAUUCUCCUCUCCCCGUUCCCGAACGGACGAGCUCACACUCCUCACCGCGACGAGGAGGAAAUUUACCGACGACGGACACUCGAGAACACUUCGACUAUCCAACUUCUAACAGACCUACUGCCGCAAACAAUAACGCCGGGUCGCAUAGCAGCGCUCUAGCUCCUCAACACCAACACCAAC